Molecule: messenger RNA, 1104 nt
Organism: Suncus etruscus (white-toothed pygmy shrew)
Lineage: Eukaryota; Metazoa; Chordata; Mammalia; Eulipotyphla; Soricidae
Gene: NME9
Product: NME/NM23 family member 9
Exons: 11
Coding region: 1-1104 (367 amino acids)
Biological process (GO): UTP biosynthetic process; CTP biosynthetic process; GTP biosynthetic process
Molecular function (GO): nucleoside diphosphate kinase activity
Source: RefSeq, a predicted model, not a curated record
AUGCCACCCGCCUGGCACCCUCCCUCCUCCAGCCUCCGAGGCUUCAGCUUCCGCAAACGUGGCCGGCGCCAGUGCGCGUGCGCGUGCGCGUGCGCGGCGGUCCUCGGCGGCGGCGACCCCGCUAAUGCGCGUGCGCGGCGGCCCGGCCCCGCCCCUCCCUGGGUCACGGUGACGGUCCCGGCCCCGCGCGCCUCCGCCUGCACGCCCCGGGGCGGCCGUCCUGCUGUUCGACCUCUGGUUGACGUCUAUCAAGGCUGGUGUGGUCCCUGCAAACCUGCAGUGAGCCUCUUCCAGAAGCUGAGGCUUGAGCUGGGCCUGGACCUCCUACAUUUUGCACUAGCAGAGGCUGACAGUCUUGAUGUCCUUGAGAAGUACCGAGGAAGAUGUGAACCCACCUUUCUGUUUUAUGCGGGGGGCGAGCUGGUGGCAGUGGUGAGGGGAGCCAAUGCCCCCUUGCUGGAGAAAACCAUCUUGGACCAGCUGGAGGCUGAGAAGAAGGUUCUGGCUGAAGGCGGGGAACGAAAAGCGAUUAAAGAUGAGGCAUUGUCCGGGGCAGAGGAACGAUCACCCCAUGAGCAGGAUGAUGGUGAUGAUGAAGAUGUGGCUUCCUCAGGGAAGCCGUACACCUUGGCCAUCAUCAAACCUGAGGCAGUGGCCCAUGGCAAGGCCGACGAGAUCAUCAUGAAGAUCCAGGAGGCCAACUUUGACAUCAUGACACAUGAGGAGAGGACCAUGACAGAGGCAGAAGUGCAAAUUCUCUACCAGCACAGAGCUGGCGAGGAGAUCUUUGAGAAGCUGGUACGUCACAUGUCCACUGGACCCAGCCACCUCCUGAUUCUCACCAGCACCAAGGCCUCCGAGGAUGUGGUCACUGCCUGGCAGACCCUCAUGGGGCCCUGUGACCCCAACGUGGCUAGGCGGGAGCAGCCAGACAGUCUGCGGGCCCAGUAUGGCACAGAGUUGCCCUUUAACGCCGUCCAUGGGAGCCAGGACAGCGAGGCUGCCCGCCUGGAGCUGAGCUUGCUCUUCCCCAACCGCCGGGCAUGGGGUGGAGACUUCUCUGAAAAGGGCCGUGACUUUGCCCAGUCUACCUACACGGAAUAG